UAAAUUAAAUAACAUGCGUCUUUGUCCGUUAGUAUGUACCGGUGUAUCAUGUAUGCUAUAGAUUAACGCCAAUUUAUUAUUGCAACUCACUUACGUGAUACAUCCGGAGCAAAACUUAUUUGAAAUGGAACUCGUGAGGCCCAUCCACUUGCUCCAGCAUUGCCUACUUCCCAAGAAAUUCGCAUCAAACUGGUGCACUUGCCCCAACCGACGAAAUUCCCAGCUUGUCUGGGACCCGUUGUUGUCUUCUAGUGAAUUGUCUUAAUGGUCAGGAUUUCAGAUUGGAAUGAUCAAGGGCUCUCGAUCAUAAGUAGAGAAACCUUUUUUAGUGCCUGAACAACUCCUCGGAUUCCCUCAACACCUGCAAGCGUUUCUUUCCUCGGACACACAAAGGUCAACGACAAUGGCUGAAACUUUGAUCGUGCUUUUUUCUGGAAUCUUGAGCAAGAUACCUCCGAUAUCUGACGAUCGGAGACUGGGUUUACACAAAGAACUUGAAAAAAUGGCAACUAUGCUACUUAAGUUGCAAGCUGUUCUCUUUGAUCUUCAAAGCAGCGAUGGAUAUCACAGCAGCCAAACUGAGCUUUGGCUGAAAAUGCUCCAACAGAUAUUAUCCGACACUGAGACCUUGGUGGACGAGAUUGCAUAUGAAGUUCUUCGCCGAAAGUUUGGGAUCAGAAAGUUUGGGAUCAGAAAUUGGGGCGACAAGGUAAGCGGCUUUGUUGCUCCCAUUUCUCCACUUGUUUUUUCCUCGAUAAUUGAAUGUCUUCGCCAACAGAGUGAGAUCCACGAUUCGGAUAAUAAGGUGCUCAGCUUCUUUCCCUUUUCAUAUCGUGGAAAGAUGGCUCGUAUGAUAAAAAAUACUAUAUUAUCUUUAGAGGUGGCAUAUGAAGAAUUCUCAGGUAUCCGGGCUACUAGAGUGGAUUUGAUGAGCAGGCCUACUCAGCUGGAAGAAACACGCUCCAUGGCUUCCUUUCUGGAUGACCAAGCAAUUGUACGAAGGGAGAAUGAUAUCUCUGUGCUGACAAGCAUGUUGGACGACUCUGUAGGCGACUUAGAGGUCAUUAGCAUAGUGGGAAUGGGUGGUGUUGGUAAGACGACCCUUGCUUGGCUAGUGUACGGCCAUCCCCGGGUAGAGUAUUGCUUUUACAAGAGAAUGUGGGUACACGUAUCUGAGAAAUUUGAAGUGAACAGAGUCUUGAAUGACAUACUGCAAUCUCUAGGGGAAGCCCGCGUUGAGACAACUAGUAAAGAAUCACCAGUGUCGAGGCUUCGAGAAAUCAUUCCCAGGAGAAGAAGUUUCCUUGUGCUCGAUGAUGUCUGGACCGAGAGUGAAGAAAAAUUGUAUGAAUUGAAGAGUUGUUUGCUAUAUGCAAUGUCUGGUGGAGGGAGCAAGAUACUGAUAACUACACGCAGUCAUAGAGUUGCUGCAAUGAUGCGAACAUCUCAUGUUUGUCCCUACGUGCUACAGCCUCUCCCAGAGGACCUCAGCUGGGAGUUGUUUGAGAAAAUAGCAUUUAGACAUGGGAGUGCAGGAAAGUAUCCGGAAUUGGUAGACAUUGGUCGAAGGAUGGUUAAAAAGUGUGGGGGUCUUCCAUUAGCUAUAACAAAAAUAGCCGGUUGGAUGUAUCCCCAGAAAGAUCAAUCCGAGUGGUCCAGGAUUGAAGAAAGUGAAAUUUGGAAUUUUCGAUCUGCAGGUCAUCCGUAUGGGAACGGUAGUUGGUAUAAAAAUGGAGUCCUUUCUGUAUUGCUGCUCAGUUAUUAUAAUUUACCAUCACCGUGGUUGAAAAAAUGUUUUGCAUGCUGUUCCAUAUUUCCCAAGGACACCCUCAUAGAAAAGGAGAAGCUGAAACAAAUUUGGAUGGCACUAGGACUCAUUAGUUCUCCUAAUGAAAAAAAUUUGACAUUGGAGGACGUUGGUAGCAGCUAUAUCAAUAUAUUGCUACAGAGUUCUCUGUUGCAAGACACUCGAGAGGAUGACUAUGAUAAUAUCACACAUUGUGGGAUGCAUAAUAUUGUGCAUGACCUUUCGUUAUAUGUGUCACAUAAUUUUUCCUCUGUUUUCGAUGGGCUCGAAAGUAAUUCUACAGCCGACAUGAGUAUAAAUGAUGAUGCUGAGGCUGUACAUUUGUCAUUUAAUAAUUCAGCUACAUGGACGAUGUGCAAGAUUCCUGAUCGACGUCUCAACAAUUUGCGAACAUUUUGUGUUGUAGGGGGCUGUGUAGACCUUGAAGAUGUCUUCACAAACUUCACAGGUCUUCGUGUCUUGAUAGUUGAAGACCAUGCUGUCAAGAACUUACCGAAGACUGUUGAUAGAUUGAAACAUCUAAGGUAUCUUGACAUCUCAAGAACCAGAAUCAGAUUUCUGCCGCAGUCCUUUACAAAGCUCUACAAUUUGCAGACAUGAAGGGUCUUUGAUCUGGUAAUGCUUCCAGAGGGGUUCGAAAAACUCAUUAACUUGAGGCACUUUUACAUUCAGCAAUAUCGUCGUAGUCGUCCGCCGAAUCUUUUGCUUCCAAGGAUAGGGCAUUUGACUAAUCUUCAAACAUUGCCUUUCUUUUCGGUGAGCCAAGAAAAGGGAUGUCGAAUUGAAGAGUUGGAAUACUUGGACAAUCUUGGAGGUAAAUUAACAAUCUAUGGCCUUGAAAACGUGAACAGCUAUGAAUCUGCUUUGAAGGCAAAUUUGUCAAGGAAGUUUCGAGUCCAAAGUUUGGAACUCUACUGGGAAGGUCCAAACAAGAAUAGCAAUGAUAAAGAUGUGCUCGAGGGUCUCAAACCUCAUAGCAAUUUGAGAAGUCUAAAGAUUGUUGGUUUCCAAGGGUCAAGAUUCCCUCAGUGGAUGGUUCGACAAAAUCUACUGUCAUUGCAUAAUCUAGUGCAGCUUCAAUUGGAGCAUUUGGAUGAGCUUGAAGAUCUCCCUCCAACCAAGAGGUUCCCUAAACUAGAGAAACUACGUCUGCAUUGGCUUCCAAAGUUGGAAAGUGUACCAGAGGAUACGAGCAAUCUUACCUGUCUUCGGAGAUUGGAAAUUUCUUGUUGCCAUAGUUUGACAAGUUUACCAAAUCUGAAUAGCCUUGCAACUCUUCAGGAGCUGGAGAUGAUCGGUUGCCCUAAUUUGACCCAUCUAUGGGAGGAUUCCACAUGGCAAGAUGGCAUUCUAUCUCUUGAGAAUCUAUGCAUAAGCAAUUGCCCCAAUCUUGAAGCUAUUCCAGCCAUUCAGAAACUCCAAUCGCUGCGUAAACUGCAAAUUGAAAGUUGCGAGUCGUUGAAUUUAUCGUUAAAAAAUGUUGGGAAUUUUCAAUACCUCGAGUUCCUAGAUAUUUAUUCCGACCCUGCCACAUGGCCACAGGACAUCUAUGAAUUGACAAGCCUCACGACCUUGCAUCUUGGUGGCUUCUCCGAGAACAUUGAUUAUUUUCCUUGGCCCGACACCUUCUCGGGGCCUGUUGAUGGAAUAAAAGAACAUUGUGCCUCUUUAAGGUCCCUUCAAUUGUACGGGUGGCCAAUGAUCAAAUCUCUGCCUGGGCAAAUGCAGUACCUCUCCAAGUUGACUAAUUUAACAAUAAUCAGGUUUGAUGGGUUGGAGGCUCUUCCAGAGUGGCUGGGGAAAUUACAAUCUCUCCAAACGUUGGAGCUUUUUGCAUGCAAGAACCUGAAGUACUUACCUUCAACAGCGAUGGAAUGUCUUGCAGAUUUACACACUUUGAGAAUCAAUAGAUGUCCCCUUUUGAAGGAGAGAUACAGCAGAGGAACCGGCGAAGAGUGGCCCAAGAUAGCCCAUAUUCCUAAUAUUUAUCUCUAGACUUCUUCAUAUCCAACCAUGAUAUACAGAGGAGUAGAUUAUUUGAAACGGAUAGCCUUGCUGAUGAUACCAAGUGAAGAGCGGUUGUUCAGUCCAAGAUUUUUUUUUGGAGGGGAUAUUUUCCUGUUUCUGAUUGGGGUCAAAGAUCUACAAUUAGAAUUAUGGAAAUCUGAUUUUGUUCCAGUUAAUUCUGCUUUUCCUAGGCCCAGAACUUACCAGGCUGAACCCUCAUCAUUCAGAGGUUACCACACCAGCAUCCGACUUCAUACUUUCCUUGAUGCUUGGAUGACAUAUUCCCUCGAGGCUUUGUUGGCUACACUACUAACUGUUGAACCUUCGGUGCUACGCACUGAGAAGAUGUCCCCACAGAAUCAAUAUAUAUAAUCUUCCCUUAAUUCAGAACUUGAGUUGUAUUUUCACUUUUGAUUGUGGAAUGACUAAUUUUAUGCCCAAUAAGCAGAAGGAAGGCUAUAUUUGCUUUCAAGGAGACUGUGGUAAAGGAGCUGAAUUAGACCUGAGCUUUUGAAUCAUAACAAGAGGUAAUAAGGUAUAGAGUACUAAAUACUGAUGUUCAAGCUCUCUUUGUGAAGGUUAUUACAUAGACCAGGAAUUCCUGAAGCUUUUGUUGGAUUGGCACUGCAACUCCCUGAGAUUCUCAGACUCAGGAAACGUAGAUUGCUGAUUAUUUGUAUUCAGAAUAUUGUAGAUGGGAAAUGCCAAGAUUCUUCUGAGAUGGAGAAGAAUAGAGUGUUAAAUGUGCUCAGAAGAAGCUUACAGGAAAAGUCCAAGGAAGAAGUACAAGGUGUCUGGCAUGAACAGCUGACAUUUCUCUUGAAACAAAUUCAACUCCCUUCUGUUGAGUCUUUCAUCCUCUCUCUCAGACAGCGCCAGUAUAUUCAGUGUAAAUAUGGUUAUUCAAUUCAAUGGGACUCUGAUUUGUACCAAUGUGCAUGUUGCAUGGUUUUCAGUUUAGGAUAUUGAUCUGGACCUCCAAAAUUGCAAGAACUACUGCUCUAAGAUCUAAUCCAGCUUGGAAGCUGAGUCUUGCUCUUAAGGUGGCAACUUAACCCUGUAAAAACGCAGUUUUAGAGGUGAUAAGUAACGUCGCUUUACGGCUGAUUCAGAAGUGAAAAUUGUUAGUUAGUGUUUACACCAAAA
Coffea arabica (coffee) is the source of this 4960-nucleotide messenger RNA. Lineage: Eukaryota; Viridiplantae; Streptophyta; Magnoliopsida; Gentianales; Rubiaceae. The record is from RefSeq and is a predicted model, not a curated record.